AAGCCAAACAACUUUGUCGCGACAAUGUCGGCUGCUGAAGAUCUGUUGAGGGAUUUCGAAGACUCCGAUGUCGAAGACCUGGAGGAAAAUGGAGCCGAAAAUGAAGGUCAAGAAAUGGAGAUCGUGCCCGAGACGACAGAGCAGGAAAGUGUUGCAGUAAAGAAUGAUUUCGAGGUUGCCAUGUCAGCAGCAGACGAACUGGCACGUCUACAUAAAUUCCUACGCGAUCACUACUCGGUACGAUUUCCGGAGCUUGAAACCCUGAUUACGAACCCGAUCAACUACGCAAAGACCGUUGCGAUCUUGGGAAAUGGACCGCUCGACAACAUCAAGCAGCUGUCUACAUCUUCCGACAACAUCGUUGGCGCUCCGCUCAAUACUGUUCUCGAUGGACCCUCGCUUAUGGUUGUUACGGUCGAAGGAACAUCCACUCGAGGUCGGGAGAUGUCAGAAGCGGAGCUUAAGCUUGUGCUCGAUACGUGCCAAAAUAUUCUUAAACUAGACCGCGAGCGAACUGCGCGCAUCGAGAGCGUCCAAUCUCGUAUGACGGAAAUCGCGCCAAAUCUUACGGCUCUUAUUGGUUCACAAACGGCUGCUCAGUUCCUAAAUCAAGCCGGUGGACUGCUUGAGCUUGCAAAAAUUCCAGCCUGUAACCUGGCCGCUCAGGGUUCUAAAAAGCAAGAAGGACUGGGUUUUGCAACGAAUGUUGGUAUUCGACAGCAAGGUUUUCUAUAUCAUUCGCCGAUAAUUCAGGACAUACCGAACGAUGUUAAACGCCAGGCAAUGCGGAUUGUGGCGGCCAAGAUGGUCUUGGCUGCCCGAGCUGAUGUUGCUCGUAGCAGUCCGGAUGGGUCUAUGGGCGAGGAGCUUAAGCAGCAAUGCUUCCAUCGAUUAGACAAGCUUACGGAGCCACCACCAAACAAAGGUCCCCGAGCUUUGCCUGCUCCGGAUGACAAACCGGCCAGAAAGCGAGGUGGUCGACGAGCACGCAAAGCAAAGGAAGCUGUGGCAAUGACAGAAAUACGUAAAGCACAAAAUAGAGUCGCGUUUGGAAGAGAGGAGCAGGAAGCUGGAUAUGGUACUGGUGAUGGUACGGUUGGAUUGGGUAUGCUUGGACAGGAGAAUGAUGGUCGGAUUCGUGCGGCACAGAUUGAUCAGCGUACGCGGGCUAGGCUUAGCAAAUCCAACAAGGGCUGGGGAGCAGCUACCCCUAUCAGUGGAAUUGCUUCAUCUCUUCGGGCACCUGGAAAUGCUACAGUGCUUCAAGCAAAGGGCCUACGUACGUCGGGUGUUGGCACCUCGAUCAACGCGGCUGGAACGGCAAGUUCCAUUGCGUUCACCCCGGUCCAAGGGUUGGAAUUGGUCGAUCCCAAAGUCCAGGCUGAACUCAAUCGCAAGCGCAAGGCAGAAGAAGAUCGAUGGUUCAAGAGUGGUACUUUCACUCAGGUCGGUUCUCAAAAUGGGCAAGGUGCCAAUGGUGGUUUCAAGGUUCCUGAUGUACCAGCCAGUAAAAAGGUUAAUACUGGAGAUGGCAACAUGGCACCUCCACCAGUGCCUCUAAGGAAGUGA
Molecule: messenger RNA, 1569 nt
Organism: Talaromyces stipitatus ATCC 10500
Lineage: Eukaryota; Fungi; Ascomycota; Eurotiomycetes; Eurotiales; Trichocomaceae
Product: pre-mRNA splicing factor (Prp31), putative
Exons: 1
Coding region: 25-1569 (514 amino acids)
Biological process (GO): mRNA splicing, via spliceosome; spliceosomal tri-snRNP complex assembly
Cellular component (GO): U4 snRNP; precatalytic spliceosome; U4/U6 x U5 tri-snRNP complex
Source: RefSeq, a predicted model, not a curated record